GGAAGAGCUGGCCAUGCGACUUGAUCUAACAGAAGCUCGAGUCCAGGUCUGGUUUCAGAACCGACGGGCCAAGUGGCGAAAAAGGGAGAAAGCUGGAGCUCAGACUCACCCUCCAGGUUUGCCUUUUCCUGGUCCUCUCUCAGCGACCCACCCCCUCAGUCCAUACCUGGAUGCCAGCCCUUUCCCUCCUCAUCAUCCAGCUCUAGACUCAGCCUGGACUGCUGCUGCAGCUGCAGCUGCUGCUGCCUUUCCCAGUCUACCUCCUCCCCCUGGUUCUGCAACUUUGCCACCAAGUGGGACUCCGCUAGGCCUCAGCACUUUCCUGGGUGCAGCAGUAUUCCGGCAUCCGGCCUUCAUCAGCCCUGCAUUUGGAAGGCUGUUUUCCACGAUGGCUCCUCUGACUAGUGCUUCCACCGCUGCGGCCCUCCUGAGACAGCCCACUCCCGCGGUGGAUAGCGGGGUGCAGUCAAGUGCACUCUCAGACCCCGCCACAGCUGCAGCAGACAGACGGGCUUCGAGCAUAGCAGCUCUGAGGCUGAAAGCAAAAGAACACGCCGCCCAACUGACACAGCUCAAUAUCCUCCCUGGGAACAGCACAGGGAAAGAGGUGUGUUAAAACCCGACCCAGCACCACCACCGGUAAUCAAAUCAAAGGUCACCUCAAAUAGCACCA
Messenger RNA from Gracilinanus agilis (Agile Gracile Mouse Opossum), 673 nucleotides. Its product is annotated as homeobox protein ARX. The record is from RefSeq and is a predicted model, not a curated record. Gene Ontology annotation, molecular function: RNA polymerase II transcription regulatory region sequence-specific DNA binding; DNA-binding transcription factor activity, RNA polymerase II-specific. Gene Ontology annotation, biological process: regulation of transcription by RNA polymerase II. NCBI's taxonomy places the organism in Eukaryota, Metazoa, Chordata, Mammalia, Didelphimorphia, Didelphidae. The transcript is spliced from 3 exons. The annotation marks the transcript as partial.